AUGGGUGACCGGCUGUUAAAACGGAAGUUUGCUCUGAUAGAAGGAAUCAGACAACAACUAUUACAGAGAGGAUGUGGCGGGCUUAAACAUCUAACUACAAUGUUUAGAAGAAUGGAUUAUGAUUUCUCAAAGUGUAUCUGUUAUAAAGAACUAUAUAUGGGUAUCCAAUCUAUGGGAGUCAAGAUAUCAGAAAGUGAUUUAAAACUUGUAUUUGAAUUGAUGGACAAUGAUAAUAGUGGUGCAAUAGAUUUUUGUGAAUUUAUUCGAUAUCUUUCACCACCCAUGUCAGACACACGAAUCCGAGUUAUAAACGAAGCCUUCGAAAAACUAGACGUCAAUAAAAAUGGACAGAUUGAAGUAGACGAUUUACAAGUUGUGUAUGCUGGCAACGUGAAACGCCAUCCUAAGUUUGUGUCCGGUGAAUGGACAGAAGAAGAAACAUUACGUAACUUCCUGGAUAGUCUGGAUACACCAGGAUGCCCGGAUGGAAAAGUUACGCGUCAAGAAUUCAUGAAUUACUACGCUGGCGUCAGCUCCACUGUUGAUGACGAUUGUUAUUUUGACCUGAUGAUGAGAUCGUGCUAUGGUCUACGUCCGCGAGGAAAUACUUAACAUAGGUGUCACAUAAAUAAUGAAUUCUUGAAAUGGAAAAAAAAAUGUCAUAAAACUGCCAUUGUAGAAAUGUGGAAAAAAGCUUAAAAUUACACCGCUUUAACGCAAUCUAUCCAGAGUUCACUUUUUGCAAUUGUCCAAAAAAAUAUUGCAAAUUUGAAUUUUGAUAAAUUCUUUGAGCUUCUAAAAUUGCUAAGUUGUAACAGCGCAAUAGAAACCGAUCUGGUAUUAUAACAGCACAACAUGCGAUUAACUGUAAUAACAUUAAAUAUUGUAUAUCAAAGAAUAUCAAUCCCAAUUUGAGCAAUAAUUAUUCCAGAUGAACAUUCUGUCCACCAUACGUGACCCCUUGGUUUUGUCACGUAUGUUCAACAAUCCCUUUUCCAAGGAUGGAUAGAGGGCACCACGAUGUCAAUCCUGAACAUUCUCACGAAUAGAUAAAUUAUAUUCAAUUGUUGCAUCUAAUUCUUCGGAACAUUGACCAAUGCAAAAAUUACACAUAGACCUGUACCUUUUGGUUAAAAAAAUUAAUUCUAAACGUUUUUGUUCUAAUAGUUUUCUUUCAAAAUUUUUAUUAAAUAUUUAUUUAUUUCAAAUAUAGUAUUAUAAAUGAAUAAAUCGAUUUUUAAAUGUUA
Lottia gigantea (owl limpet) is the source of this 1247-nucleotide messenger RNA. RefSeq lists its product as hypothetical. The coding region runs from base 1 to 612 and encodes 203 amino acids. The record is from RefSeq and is a predicted model, not a curated record. Gene Ontology annotation, molecular function: calcium ion binding. The transcript has 2 exons. Lineage: Eukaryota; Metazoa; Mollusca; Gastropoda; Lottiidae.